AUGAAGAGAGCCUCUACCUUUGUAAGUAAUGUGAACAAAUAUUUGUCACAUGUUAAAAAUGUGCAAAAAAUCGACAAAUUAAAAGUUUGUUUCACAUUUCGCAGUAAAGGAUACGGUUGCAAUGAUCUCGAUGAAUGGAUUCGGUUCGCGGUGGAACGAAAUGUAGAAGAGAUUGAUCUUUGUUUGUUAGAAGAGAAUCAUUUAAGUGCUCAUAAUGAUGGUUCCUCCUAUGUUUUCCCUUGUGACAUGUUUGGUUUCAAGUCAUUUUUUAACCGUUUAUGCUUAGUGCAUUGUGUACUUGCUCCACAAAAACCAUGCUAUGGUUUUAGUACACUCACAAAUUUGGAACUCUUCAAAGUUGAUUUGAAAUCCGAAGAUUAUAUCCGGAAUUUGUUGUCUAGCUGUGACAACAUUGAAUGGUUAAGUUUUUCUGAAUGUUAUAAUAUGGAGUACCUGAAAAUUGAGCACUCCAUUUGCAAGAAAUUGAAGUAUUUGAAGGUGAAUCUUUGUCGCCAAUUGAAGACAAUUAUGCUAAAAAGCAACAGUUUGGAAACUUUGGAAUAUGUGGGAAGCAAAGUUGAAUUCUUUUUUGACACCCCUAAGCUUAAAAGUUUCGUUGGUCGUGUGAGCGAAUCUGUUGCUUAUCGCGGUGAAAAUUGGCUAGUCUGCAAACUUUCCACUGAUCUUCCUCUACUGGAAAAUUUAUUCAUUGAAUGCAGCUGCAUGGGUGAGGUUAUAACAAAUAGAUUCCCCACAUUUCAAAAUUUAAGGCAUCUAGAAGUUAUAAAAGUUGCCAUAUUUAGACAGGACCUGUCAUGGAUACCAUUUGCUCUUAAUGCAUGUCCAACUCUAGCUAAACUUAAGCUUCAUUUAAGGACUUAUUUUACCAUUGAUGAAGAGAUAACAUAUUGGCUUCCAAGGUGUCCACAUAAUCAUCUCAAGGAAAUAACAAUAACAGGAAUUAGAGGUCACUCAAGUGAGAUUGCUAUUGCAAUUUAUCUCCUAAGGAAUGCAAAUUCACUUGAGAAAAUGAUAGUUGACCCACGUCAAAGAAUUUACCUUGAGAAUGGUAAAUUUGUUCAUUCAGAAGCAUGUGAGUAUUGGAGCAGGAUUGGAAAGAACAAGGUUGAAUUUCUUCUUAAGCAAGAAAUUAGUUCCUUGGUGGAAUUGUUAAUCUUGUAA
Molecule: messenger RNA, 1182 nt
Organism: Medicago truncatula (barrel medic)
Lineage: Eukaryota; Viridiplantae; Streptophyta; Magnoliopsida; Fabales; Fabaceae
Exons: 3
Coding region: 1-1182 (393 amino acids)
Source: RefSeq, a predicted model, not a curated record